AUGGCAGAAGACCCUGAUAAACCCUCUACCUCCAAGAAGUCGGACGAAGCACCUCUCUUUCCUCCCGCCAAGCCAGGAAAACGGGUGGAUUAUGGAACAAACAACACACUGGAGCUGCUGGAACGGAUUCCAAGCCAAGUGGUGGAUCUCAAGCUGGACGAUGUGCUGACGGCUGUGAAAGAAGUGGACAACCUCUGUGACUAUCCGCGCUGCAAGACCAAGACGAGUCUAAUGGGUCAGGACUGUCACCACUGCAAGAAGAGGUUCUGCUUUAAGCACGGAUUGCCGGAGGUGCACGGCUGUGGGGAGGAUAUCAAGAAGGAGGAGCGCAAAAACUUUCUCCACCCAAAGCCGGUGAAAACGAUACGCCAGGAGGAGGAUGUCAAGAAUGCAAAGAAACGUCUUGAUGCAAAGCUGAAAGACAUGCAGGUGGGACGCAUGCAAAAGGCUAAUGGCGGAGGAUCCAAGAAAAAGAAAGGAAAAUAAGAUAGCUUGC
Drosophila bipectinata is the source of this 496-nucleotide messenger RNA. RefSeq names its product DNA-binding protein SMUBP-2. The record is from RefSeq and is a predicted model, not a curated record. Gene Ontology annotation, molecular function: zinc ion binding. NCBI's taxonomy places the organism in Eukaryota, Metazoa, Arthropoda, Insecta, Diptera, Drosophilidae.